Dichotomopilus funicola is the source of this 1572-nucleotide messenger RNA. RefSeq names its product glycosyltransferase. The transcript has 4 exons. Gene Ontology annotation, biological process: GPI anchor biosynthetic process. Bases 1 to 1572 code for a protein of 523 amino acids. Gene Ontology annotation, molecular function: alpha-1,2-mannosyltransferase activity. Gene Ontology annotation, cellular component: endoplasmic reticulum membrane. The record is from RefSeq and is a predicted model, not a curated record. Lineage: Eukaryota; Fungi; Ascomycota; Sordariomycetes; Sordariales; Chaetomiaceae.
AUGUUCCGGAGAACCUACCUUUUCCUGGUCCUAGUCCGGCUAUGGUUUGCAUUGUCGCCGAGCUAUCUUCACCCAGAUGAGAACUUUCAAGGCCCCGAAGUGAUUGCUGGGGAAAUCUUUGGCUACCCGGUCCGACGCACUUGGGAGUUUACGAGCGACAACCCAAUCCGAAGCGUGUUCCCAUUAUGGCCUGUCUAUGGGCUCCCUAUGCUUCUACUGCGGUGGCUGUGGAUAGGAAAUGGGAAUGACGGGGUGGUACCGCCGAUCGCGGUCUUCUGGACGCUGCGGGUGCUGAUGUUCAUCGUGGGCUUUGUGUUAGAAGAUUGGGCGAUCCACGAGCUUAUACAGUCAAAGCGGCAGCGGCAUCUGGCCGCACUCCUCGUUGCGUCUUCCUACGUCACUUGGACAUUCCAAACACACACCUUUUCGAAUUCGAUAGAAACACUGGUGGUAGCGUGGAGCUUGGUUCUGAUUGAGCGCAUUGUCGCCAGUCCGCCACAGCAGCGCGGUUCGGUUCUAGCUUCGACGGUCCUUGGAAUUGUUGUCGUUUUUGGCGUCUUCAACAGGAUUACAUUCCCUGCCUUUUUGCUGAUACCCGGGCUCCGGCUCUUACCUUAUUACCUGAAGAACCCUUUGGCGCUUACCGCGAUUGUGACAGCAGGAAUCUGCACAACCGCGCUUGCGAUUACCCUCGAUACGGCGUUCUACACCCACCACUCGAUCUCUUGGGCGGACCUCCUCCGAAACCCGGUUCUAACACCGAUCAACAACUUCCUUUACAACAUCUCGCCAGCAAACCUAGCGAAACAUGGACUGCACCCGUGGUAUCAACACCUGUUGGUAAACCUGCCGCAGCUUCUUGGGCCAGCAGUGUUUCUGCUGUUCCUACGACCCAGGCGUUCGUUACGCCUAUACUCAGCCCUUUCGGGAAUCGUUGUGCUUUCGCUAUCUCAGCACCAAGAAGCUCGAUUUCUCCUCCCAACCGUGCCCCUGAUUCUGUCCUCUGUGCGUCUCCCAAGAAACGACAAAAUCUUGCGGGCCUGGGCAGUAUCCUGGGUUAUUUUCAAUGUCAUCUUUGGCACAUUGAUGGGAAUCUAUCACCAAGGCGGGAUCAUCCCUGCCCAGGUGUUCAUGAGCAAACAGCCCGACGCUACCCAGGCUGUCUGGUGGAAAACAUACAUGCCGCCAAUAUGGCUUCUGAACGGGAAGAAUGAAGUCCUACGCACACGGGACGUGAUGGGCAUGAAAGGGGAGACGCUCUUAGACGAGCUGGCGCAGCUGGCGACGUGCGACACGCCAGCGGAUCGGAGGAGCAUGGAGUAUUUGAAGGAGAAGAACGGGACCUACCUGGUGGCGCCGCUAUCGGCGGCGUGGUUAGACCCGUACCUACAGAAUAAAGGGCUUGAUGGUUUGCGGUUUCGCGAGGUUUGGCAGUACAGACAGCACUUGAAUCUCGAUGAUUUAGACUUUGGGGAGGAUGGCGUUUGGAAUACAUUUUCUCGAGUUAUUGGGCGACGGGGUCUGGGGAUCUGGAGGGUAACAAAGAGCUGCCCUGGGGUAAAGGGGAGGUAG